ACAGGUCAGUGACCUCUCCUGACUUGAGGUGCAACAGCAGAUUUUUUUCCAAAAUAUUUGGCGUGAUUCAAAGGAAGAUGAGCGAUUUUUCAGCGUUCUAUCUCUGAAACGUUUCGAGCAAUCACAAAAACAGAUCCUCCUCAAUAUACCGCAAACUCCUGUUCGGUGUUACGGGCUAAACGGUCAUUGCUCGCCCACGUUCCGGACAGCACUGCUUCCGCGUGUUCAUCGAGACACGUGUCUCCUUCGUUGAGGUAUUCGGAGCGGGGGGGGGGGGGGAGGCUCGGAGCCGGCCGGUGGCUGAUCUGAGGCAGCCCCCCCCCCCCACUUCCGGUCGGUUGGAGCGAGCCCCCGGCGCCCCCCGGUCGGCCAGUGGUGCUUUCACUGCUGUCCGCCGCCGCUGAGGCCCGCCGGGUUGUAGGAUGGACGGCAGCAGCGGGACCGGCCCGACCCGACCGGGCCGCGCUGCAGUGACCUGACCGAGUCCGGAACCGGACGCGUCCGGUCUGCCCGGUCCACCGGCCGCCUUCACCGGACACCGGGGGCCUACAUAAGCGCCGGCGGCGUCCAGUCGGCAGUCAGAGCCGCACACCAGCUCAGAGACGGCCGUGGGUGCUCGCCGGCCAGUGCAGACCUCCGAUCGCAGUCCGUUCACACACUCAGCAUGAAGGGAGCCCUGCUCGUACUGCUCGGCGUGGCGGCGGCGGCCGCAACGCCCGCUGCCGACUACUCCAACGAGAUCAGUCUGGAGAUGAGGGAGUCCCAGCUGUUGUCGAUCGUGGAAGGCGUCCGCCAGCUCUCGCUGCUGCUGAGAGAGUCGUGGAACACCGGAUCGCGUGCUGCCCGCGCCUUCACCAGUCAGAUGAAGCCGGCGGACAUGGCCCGCGCCCUGCAGGAGAACGACCCGAUCGAGGUCUCGCUGAAGGCCCUCAGUCUCGACAACGAGAUGUGCCGCAGCCGCAUGAUCUGCGAGCUCCAGACCAAGCUGACCUCCUACAGCAUGGGAGACCUUGUCUACGAGGUUAUCAAGCGCAAGGUGCCCAAGCUGAAGAAGUACGGCGUGGUGACGGCCCGCGACCUGGGCGCCCAGAGCUGCUUCGAGGUGUUCCCGUGCCGCGCCAGCAGCUCACCGCUCAUGGACAACGCGCGCCACCUGCGCAGCCUGGUCGAGGACUUCUGCGACCUCAGCGGCAAGUCCUACACCUCCUCCUUCUGCCGCGGCAUCAAGUUCGCCGUCGACCGGCUCGAGUCCUUGUAAGCGGCUCUGUCGGAGAAGAGGCUGUAGGCUAGGAGAGACGAGUCACUGCAGAGCCGAGGGCGCCGCGCGCUCGACCACUCUGCGGGUAACAUCGCGGGGUCGAGCGAGCUGCCUGGAGACUGGCGGAUCGAGUCGACUCCUCUGUUGUUCAGACGGGUGCAUUUGGUAACAGUCAGUCAGAGUGCUGCCAGAUGUGGCUAGCUGGUGCCUGACGGCGCCCGGUAAGCCCGUCGUGUUGUUGGAAUCUCAUUGUUAUAUUUAUUUCCCCUCACUAUCCACCUCUGCUCAUGUGUUAUAUCUACUGUUGACUACCUUUCACGUCAAGGGACGGUGCCGCAGUCAAACAACAUCGUGUUUGCUAUUGUCCCUGUGUGAAAUGUGUCUUACUAAUGUCAGCAGUGCGCAGUAUGAAUAAAACACAUAAAGA
Molecule: messenger RNA, 1685 nt
Organism: Amphibalanus amphitrite
Lineage: Eukaryota; Metazoa; Arthropoda; Thecostraca; Balanomorpha; Balanidae
Exons: 4
Coding region: 665-1258 (197 amino acids)
Source: RefSeq, a predicted model, not a curated record